AUGCUGAGGCAGACGCUCCUCGUCUUGGCGCUCGUCGCCUGUGUCCUGGGUUCGACUCUGCCACUGCGUCGUCUGUCCCACACUGGACCAGCUCGCCGUUUCGCUGUCUCCAGGGGACGCAUCUACGGGGGACACGACGCCACCAGAGGUGAGUUUCCUUAUCAGGUGUCCCUGCAGUACGUGCUGCUGUUUUUCCAGUACCACAACUGUGGCGGCUCCAUCAUUUCUAGCAAUGCCAUCCUCACCGCUGGACACUGUGCUGUCGACAUUGGACACUACGUCGCUGUGGCUGGAGACUACGACUUAAGCAGCAACGAGGGGAGUGAACAGGAGAUUCGAGUCUCAGAGCAGGUCGUACAUCCCGACUAUCCUGGGUGA
Messenger RNA from Schistocerca serialis cubense, 378 nucleotides. Its product is annotated as trypsin-1-like. The record is from RefSeq and is a predicted model, not a curated record. Gene Ontology annotation, biological process: proteolysis. Bases 1 to 378 code for a protein of 125 amino acids. The transcript is spliced from 4 exons. Gene Ontology annotation, molecular function: serine-type endopeptidase activity. NCBI's taxonomy places the organism in Eukaryota, Metazoa, Arthropoda, Insecta, Orthoptera, Acrididae.